UGAACAUAAAAAUGCAUCACAAAUACCACUGACUGGUGCUAAUGGUUGAAAUGAGGAGUCCUUGGGGCUCUCUGAGCUGGGCUGUUUCCUUGCAAACCUUUCGUUACCCAACAUCGGUAACGCUGAAGUAGGAGUUUUUUGCAGAUGUUUCGUCACCAAACUAGGUAACCUCAUCAGCGCCAGAAGGGAGUGGGGUGUGUGGAGAAACUUUUCGUUACCCAACCUGGGUAAUGCUUUCCCUGGGUGCCUUCACAAUUUGCAAAGCUGCCCUUUUCCUUUUCCUCUUUAAACUGGCGCUCUCUUCUCUUGCAGUUCACUGAUGAAAUGGAGCUGGGGGCGACUUCUUUCCGCGUCGAAUUCCCCGAUUUCUGCAACACCGUCCUGCAGAAGCUCAACCAGCAGCGCCAGCAAGGCCAGCUCUGCGAUGUGUCUAUCGUGGUCCAGGGUCAUCUUUUCCGAGCCCACAAAGCCGUCCUGGCUGCCAGCUCCCCUUAUUUUUGCGAUCAGGUGCUCCUGAAGAACAGUCGACGGAUUGUCCUUCCCGACGUCAUGAAUCCCAGGGUCUUCGAGAAUAUCCUCCUGUCGACCUACACUGGCCGACUCGUCAUGCCCGCUCCGGAAAUCGUUAGCUACUUGACGGCGGCCAGUUUCCUUCAGAUGUGGCACGUGGUGGACAAGUGCACGGAGGUGUUGGAAGGAAACCCUUCGGUCCUUUGUCAAAAGCUGAACCGAACCAGCGACCACCAGUCUCCGAGCAGUAGUAACUACAACGGCCUGGCGGAAAGCUUUGAGCUGGGGGCCGCGGGCCAGUCGGAUUUCCACAAAGCGCAGGAACUGAGGGAUGGGGAAAACGAAGAGGAGAGCUCCAAGGAUGAGCUGUUGUCCCAACUGACCGAACACGAGUAUCUCCCUAGCAAUUCCUCUACAGAACAUGACCGGUUGAGCACUGGAAUGACCAGCCAGGAUGGAGAAGAAGGCAUCAGUGACAGUACUGAUUAUCAAUACGCCCGGCCUCUUUACAGUAAGCCCAGCAUUAUGUCUCACAAACGGUGGAUCCACGUCAAAACAGAAAGGUUUGUUCAAGACUGCGAAGGGGUCGAAAUGCACGGCUCCUACGACGAGCACCAUGUCUCCGAGUCGGUGAACGCCGUUCAGCCGGAUCACCCCGUUCAGACCAGCAUUGUGGAAGAUCUCCCGGUCAACGAUAGGAAGGUGGAAGUGGAAUUUGGGAACCCGGCCAACGAAGGCAACUACGACGAGCAAGUUGACUUCUACGGCUCCUCCAUGGAAGAGUUUUCUGGGGAAAGGAACGAUAGGCCUCUAAGCCUCCAGAGACCGGAGGCUUCGGGUUACGGAGAAAGCUUAGAUCUUCCCUCGGGGAUCAAGGAAGAAAACGCCCUCGCUGGCUUUUCUACCGCCGACAAACUUUACCCCUGCCAGUGUGGCAAGAGCUUUACCCACAAAAGCCAGAGGGACCGUCACAUGGGUAUGCACCUCGGACUCCGGCCAUACGGCUGCGGGGUGUGCGGUAAGAAAUUCAAAAUGAAGCACCACCUGGUGGGCCAUAUGAAAAUCCACACCGGCAUUAAACCGUACGAGUGCAACAUUUGCGGGAAAAGGUUCAUGUGGAGAGACAGUUUCCACCGGCACGUCACCUCCUGCACCAAAUCAUACCAAGCCUGCAAAAUGGAACAGAAUGCUGCUAAGAUGAACUAGAAGCGGACGGGAGUGGGGGGGAGGGAAGAGAUCGAAAGGGAAUCGAACGGCUUAAUCGGACGAGCGAUUGUGUCGCACGGCCUCAAUCUGAUCAAGCGGAACGGAACAUGGCGUCCCGCGGCCUCGUGCCUGAGGCCUUUGCUGCUUUUGAGGUGGUGGGUUCCAAAUAAACUCGGCCAGGACCCUCUCUUAAGGCGUCCCUGCCCUGAGACGGCAAAGAGGCCAGCAAGUUGGCAUAACGGUACUUUUUAACCUACUUAUAAUUUACCGCUAUUUCAUUCGUGCUUCGGGAACAUUUGGGUUCUCUCCGGAAGGAAUGCCGAGAGUGCUUCUUGCUUUGAAUUCAUCUCAAGAGAAUUUUGCUCGAUAUUUUAAGGUUCGGCGGGAACGUAUGUGAGAUGAGGCUCCCGGCGGGGUGGCGGUUUCCUUUGAUGGCGCUCCCCGGUUAGCGGCCUUUGAAUUUAAGCUAGUAAAGUAAGAGGCGUGAGCGCUUGCUGGCUGAGAACCAAAGGGUCAGCGAGCGGGUUAAUUUUUCCUCCUUUUCUCCAAAAGCAUAUCGCUAGAUAAUUUUCAAGUGCGAGACUAUUAUUAUUAUAAUCAAAUUAUUAUUAUUAUCCUCCAAUUUAUUUGCCACCCAUCUCGCGGUUCGAGGCGACUCUGAGCAAGAGGGAGAAGUUCUGCCCAAUUUCUGAGCUUCGAGGUCUGUCCAGCUUCUGAGUUGCAUUGAUUGGCGGCUCUUGUUUGUCUUGGCAAGCAGCACCUGUUAGUUUUGUGGUUUUUUUAUGUGAUACACGGCGAUGGACACUUUAAAACCUCACUUUCUCGUCCUUCCCUUGUGCCUCUAAUGCAAUAGUCAAUCAAGCCAGCCUCUUUUUUUUUUUUUGACUGGGCAUUUAUGUCUGUUCCCCAACAAGGAGGAAAGUGCCCCCCUCCUUUAGCGCAAGUCAUUUUUUCGAGUCUAUAUUUUCAUUAGUCUGCUCCAAAACCAGAAAGCAAAUCAUCUUUGGAGGUUUGCGGUCUGUUUGUAGUAGCCUCCAUAUUAACUCAAGAUUCAUUAGUAACCAGGUUAUAGAACCUGUUUUAAACUACAGUUCCUUCCAGUGGUUGAGAAAUAAAUAGCAUCCUUAAAGCUAUGCCCAUAUUCGGGGAAUUCUUCUGAGUUUCUAAACCUGAUACUUCUCCUACACAAUGGAUGCAUUUUUUUUUUUUUAGCUGCAGAUUAAUUUCGUAAUUCCGAAGUGGCUCUAGAUCAUUCGUAAAGAAUUAAGGUUCUUUCUCAGCGUCAGCCAUUGUUUAGAAGUGAGGCAUUCAUUGUGUUCCAAUAUCUCAGGGGCUGCCCCAAAGAAAGUUAGAAUGGUUAACACAUUUGUGUUACAUCUCAUCUGUGUCUUUCCUUGGCUAGAAUUACUAUCCUGUAUUCUUAAUCCAAGUUUCCACUUGUAAACCUUGGAAGCAAAGUCAACCUGCGCUCCUUGUUUAGGUUGGGAGUUUCUCAACCGCUUUUAAGAUGGGUGGACUUCAACUCCCAGAAUUCCCGUGUUGGUUGGGGGAUGCUGGGAGUUGGAAGCCCGCUCGUCUUAGAAUGCAGAAUAACAGAGUUAAAAGGGGUUCCAAGGUUCGGAAAUAACAGCCUAGGUAGAUUCACAAAAACAAACAAAAAAAGCAAGCAUUUUUGAGAUGGGCUGUCCUCUUUUCUUCGAUUGCUGAAAUGAUCUUUUCAGCUGAUGUCUAAGAUACGAGUGACUUGGUAUAAGGCAGUGAUGGCUAACCUUUUUGCCGUCGCGUGCCAAAAGUGGGGGGGCGUGGGGGGGUCAUGCGUGUGUGUGCCCACACCCAUGUGCCCUGCCCCCCCCCAUACGCCCACCGCUUGUGGCACGUGAUGGCACAGUGGGACAGGUAGGCCCAUUUUUCGCCCUCCCCAGGCUCCAGAGGCUUUUUUGGAGCCUAGGGAGGGUGAAAACAGCCUUCCCCACCCCCUGGAGGCUGGAAACGGACAGUUUCCUGAGUUCCGAUGGGACCGGAAGGCCCAUUUUUUCACCCUCCCCAGGCUCCAGAGGCUUUCUAGGAACCUGGGGAGGGCGAAAAGGGCCUUCCCCACCCCCUGGAGGCCCUCCAGAGGCAGGAAACAGCCAGUUUCCCAACUUCCGGUGGGACUGGAAGGCCCAAAAAUCAGCUGGCUGGCACGCGCUGGAACUGAGCUAGGGAAACGCUCGUGUGCCCACAGAUACGGCUCUGCUUGCCACCUGUGGCAGGCAUGCCAUAGGUGUAUAAAGGUAGCACUGUAACCUGAGCUGCUCUCUUAAUUAAAUACGCCCCCCCUCCCCGUCUUAAAUACGUUAAAACCCGUCAAGCGUUGAGGUUCCUUUGUCGCUUCCUUCUCUCUCCCCCACGGAUAAUCUUUCAAUGUCUCCACUAAGGCACUUCUUCAGCUGACCACAGGCACUUACAAACAGUCAACAUCGAGCGUCCACCCCGAACUCGGCCAUAACCUUUCGUUAGAAGUGGCUGCCACUGACUUGAACCCUUAUCAAACACGUUAACUCAGCAGGGAUCUUUUUUGCCAACACUGUAACUUGCUAAUGUACAGAAGCACUUUGUAUUUAAAGCAAAACAAAACAAAAAAAAAGUAUAAUAUUUUUAAAACGUGGAUAUAUAUACAAGAACGUGUGUAUAUAGAUAUAUAGAUAUAUAUAUUCAUAUUCCCUCUGGUUUAAUUUUUAAUUCAUGUCGUUCGGUCUGGUUUUUUUCUUAUUUCUUGUUUGAAAUUUUAUAAGGACGAGAAGUUUUUUGUUUACAUAAGGAUGGGUACUGGGUGGGUGGGUCGUGUGGAGGAAAAGUAAGAUCCUAAGGAUCUGGGUUUUUUUUAGUUUUGUUUCCAAAAUCAAACCGAAGCAAAAAAUAUUAAUAAUAAUAAUAAUGUCACUGCCUUAGAAUGUUCUGGAGGCCUUUUCUCUGGGAAAGUUACCGUAUUUUUCGGAGUAUAAGACGCACCUUUCCCCCCAAAAGGGGGUGAAAAUUUAGGUGCGUCUUAUACACCGAAUGUAGCCCCGCCCGCCCACUGGCCCCUACCCUUUGGCCUCUGCCUCCCAGCAGUUUUCCUCCUUGCAAGCAAACAGCAAGAAGAAACAGCUCCUUUCAUCUUCAGCACAGCUUAAUUAGCACAAGUUGAUUGGAUCGGUCUCCCGACUCUCAGCUGAUUUGCUCUUUAUAGUCCGGUGUGUCUUAUACUCCGAAAAAUACGGUAGUUCCUGCACAAUUGGAAGGCAAUCAAGACAGGUCAAAAUGCCAGAGGUUUAGUCCAUGGGGAUGUGACUUAAUGUAGGAAGGAAUUGUGUACUAGCCUAAUGUUUCUCUUGGCAAGAAGUUGACAGUGGGAACCAGACACAGUUCCUGGAAGAAACCAGGAUUCUGGAGGUGUAGGGACCACGCUCAUGUUGUGCCAAAGAUGUUUUUCAAAAGGCAACUGGAUUUCCUUGGUUUUUUCUUUUUUUUUUUCUUUUCGCUUUGAUCCUAACACUUUUGGCCUAACACUUUUUAAAAUGUUUUUAAUUGUCUGUUAUUGUUUUUAAUCAUGGGGCCAAAUUUAUAUAUAUAUAUAUCUUUUUAAUUGUAUUUUAAUGUUUGUAGUUUAUGUUUUUACUUGGCUGUUCACUGCCCUGAGUCCUCAGGGAGAAGGGCGGUAUACAAAUUUAAAAAUAAAAUAAAAUAAAUCCUAGAAGCUUCUGGGAUGAGAACUGAAGAAGCUUCUUGGAUGAGAAGCAGAAGGUUUUCAGUGGGGGAAAAAAAUCCAAGAAACAGUUGCCUUUUGAAAAAAAAACAAAACACCUUUGGGAUACGCUUGUGCACUUUUAACAUGUUGCUAACAUGCCGAGUAGCUUCAGAUAGGAACAGAGGCACAGUUCUUCAUUGUUUUCAGCGUGGAAUAAAACUAAAUAAAUAUUUGUCGUCUGCCGGCUCCAGGCAGAAUUAAUGUGCAAUUCAUAGCCCUCUCCUCCUCCUUUAGGAGAGGAUCCAGAUGGCAGUUGCAAUUAAGGAAAAGUAGAUAAAACGCCCGGAGUAUAGAAAUAGGUUAUUUCCACUUUAGGCUAGGAUUCUGUGCGUGGUAAGGGAAUAAGCAGUACGUAUGCCCUCUCUUGUGCUGUGCUAAAUUCCAUCUGUACAUCUCCGUGAGUGACUCUUGUCUUGCAACCAAUCCAGAGGACAUAUGUCACCUAUGCAGAGGCCAGCGUGGUUUUGUGUGAUAAUAGUACAUUUGGUAUUAUUCAAAUAGUACAUUUGAACCCAUCUUGCUAACACAACUAAACACUUUCCUUUUGACGAGGAAGGAAACCCUCCACAAAUUCUCACCUGCAGUUCCUUUUUGCAAUCGUCAUUUUCUUUCGGAUAUCUGCUGCUAAACGGGGGGUAAUCUUUUCCCUUCCAUUCUGGUGCAAUUUGGAUAGUAAGCAAUUUGGAUUGCUUUCCUGCUUACCUGCAAAGGCAAAACUGCUGGGUUUGGGAAAUCUAUUCUUAUUUCUAAUCCUUAAAGGAUUUUAGAGGUAUUAACCACAGACACCCACUCAUCCAUCCCUAACGCGGCAUGUUUCACGAAUCUGAGACUGUAAAUAGGAGCUUGUAAAAAAUUCACCAUUUGGCCUCUUUGUUUGUUUUUAAAAGGGCAUCUGUGUUAAAUGUGUUUUUGGGCAGAUGAUAUUUCUAAACCCGAGAGUCUAUUUUUUUAAAGAAAGUUACUUGUUUUAUUUAGGAUAGUGGAAUACUAAAAAAAAAAGCAUUCGGAAAGAAUUUGUGCUUUUUUUUUUAAAUAAUUCAGCUAUGGAUGAGUAGAAUUGAAGAGUUUAGCUGCUAAGCCCCAAGGGGGAAGAAGGAGAGUUGGAGGAUUUAAAAUGUAUAUUAACAUUUUUGAUGUGUUACAUUGACAUGAUUCUCCUUUGCUUGAAGCCUGCAUCCUAAGUUGAUUAUUGCUGCUUUUCCCCCCUCCUCUAUAUCUCCCCUUCUGGUUUUCCUCCAUAUUUCUAGAAUAAAUGUGAUUGGAAGGGUUUUUUUUUUUUUGGCAAACAAGUAAACCUCCUCCAUUUCACUACAAACAUUUGCCCGUUAAGCAUUGUCAAUUAUAAUAUUUAGAACUGAUCUGUGAAACUGCUAUGUACUAUAUCGCAAAGGUGGGAGGUAAUAAUUCUGCUGUCCUUUUAUCAUGUACAGCGUGGUUUAUGUGAGAUUCCUGUUUCUUUGUUUUCUUCUUAUAGAAGAGUCUGUUGCUCUUUUUGUAUAACAUGUUUUAAUAAAUGUUAUCGGCAUUUUG
Messenger RNA from Pantherophis guttatus, 7015 nucleotides. Lineage: Eukaryota; Metazoa; Chordata; Lepidosauria; Squamata; Colubridae. The record is from RefSeq and is a predicted model, not a curated record.